Anolis carolinensis (green anole) is the source of this 2136-nucleotide messenger RNA. RefSeq names its product TOP6B like initiator of meiotic double strand breaks (gene top6bl). Gene Ontology annotation, biological process: reciprocal meiotic recombination; meiotic DNA double-strand break formation. Lineage: Eukaryota; Metazoa; Chordata; Lepidosauria; Squamata; Anolidae. The coding region runs from base 210 to 1997 and encodes 595 amino acids. The record is from RefSeq and is a predicted model, not a curated record. The transcript is spliced from 16 exons.
CCUGAGGUGAAUGUGGAGGGGAGGGGGGGGGAAUAGAAACUGCUGCGUGCCUCGCUUUCAGUUUGGGCGGGAAAAAUAAACGGUCGCGCGCCCCUAUUGAAACGUAUGAGGGGGGGAAGAGAAACAGCUGCGCGCGCCACAGAAGGGGGAAAAAGAAACCGCCCGCUGCUUCCCUCACGAUUACCAUUAGCUUUACUAUUAAUUCAGCCAUGAACGGGGCAGGACCCUCGGCCGCUUGCAGGAUUUUGGAAUAUCUAAUCAUUCAGCUUCAGGAUGGAGAAAAGGGCAAGGCAGAAAGAUUUUCAACACUGCAAGGGAUGCUGGUGGUUUUUAUGGACAUUGAAGAUUCUCUUCAGCAGAUGGAUCAGUCCUAUUGUGUAAUUGUCAUUUCAGCAAAAGGUGAUUUUUGCCACCGACUCCUCAGUGAUCAGAUACAGAGAGAAAUUGAAGGCUUGCUGCCUUUAUGCCAGAGGAAGGCCGUGAGUGGAAAGGGGUGUCCUCAUGAACCUCUACAUGCCAUGCCUUUUCAGCUCUCUUUUAAGGUCUGUGAGAAAUCCAGAGUUCUGGAAGAGGAUUGUUUAGCCAUGAAACAGUUCAUCCAUAGGAUCAGCCUUGUACACACAAUGAUCAAUUUUCAUUAUUGUGUAAAAGUGAAUGGACGAAUUUCUGCUGAGACCUAUAGCGCAGGAAGCACAGCCACUACCUGUUUGCCACAAGGGAUGAGACUACUCACUGAUGCGAAUCAUUUUGUGAGGUCAACAUCUAGGGAUGUGAAUAUGUCCUGCAACAAAAUCCACCCAGUGGUGGGUGAGCAAGUUGGUCUCUUCCUUCCAGAUGAAGUAGCCAAAAGAGACUUCAGUGGUGAACUAAGACUAACACCAGUUGUGGCUUUAUGUCCUUGCCUGAAGCCUUUCCCUAAUCAGCUAACUAGGAUAACUGCUCUCUCUGUGUUCCUUUAUGACCCAGCAGGACUGCCUGUACUGUUACCUGCAAUGGGGGCAUCAUGUUCUUUUUUUGAAGAUCCUUCCAGUUUUGCAGCGUGGGAGAAAUACGGCUACAUGGCAACACUGAAUUCAGAUCCAUAUUGGGAGGAAGAUACAGCUAAACCUGAUGUCAAAUACAGACUUCAUGCCAGCCAGAAACAGGACCAGGAGACUUCACAACAACAGACGCUGCUGCUCUUCCUUUUUCUUAAUUAUUCUGACCAAUUUCAGGACAAGCCGGUCUAUAACUUCUGGGACCGGCAAGCGAUCCUGUCCCAUUUUUGCCCCAUUCUUUUGUGCAGCAAGCAGGCAGUGAAAGGUGCCAUCCAAGGAGUGCUCAAUGGCAUCUUAGAGAAGCACCAAAACAUGGUUCGAAACCUGCAAAAAUUGACAUAUGCUUUGCCUGUCAUGGCAGAGUCCAUAUCCAGUAUAGUUUUAAGCAGCACAGAUGGCGAGUUCAGGAAGAAGUGUUUCCAAGGUUUGCAGGUUGCUGAUACCAAGGAGUUUCAGGCCACAAUCAAGGAGACCUUCAAGAAAGUCAUUCUUAAACAAUGGAAGCCCAGUGGGACCUGUGACAUCAGGAGGCUCCAAAAUGAUAAGACAGGGGGGGUCAGUGCAGACCUUGUCUUAUACUCAGAUCAGCAGAAACCAUUUGCAGAACAAGAGACAGAAAAGGGAAAAGGCAGCCAUGAAAAUGAGGAACUUGAUAGAUCAGAGCCUGAUGGAACCAGCAGGAUGAAGAAGAGAAAGCCAAUAAGCACUGACUUCCCUAUAGCCGAUUCAGAAGGUCAAAACGUCUCUUUGGAGGCCGAGGAAGACAGUUUCCCAGCACAACCAGAUGUGGCGAUUUCACACUCUUCUUAUCCAUCCUUUGCUAAAAUUAAAGACCAAGCAAAGCAUGCUGCUUCCUCAGUGAAUGGAGUUGGGAAUAAUGAAAAUCUGUGGCAGGUCCAUCAAGAGGACGAGGACUUUUGGGACCAGGAGGUCUCAAACCUGGCUGAGUGGUCAUUCUGAACUCAAAAGUAUUACAGAUGGAAGACAGCUAUCUUAAAAAAUCCAAAGGAAUGCCAUGGUUUUUUUUGUUUUGUUUUCUGAUGCUCCAGAGGUUAGAAUAUACAAACCAAUGGAUUAAAGAGCUGCGAUUCCAUUUAAA